GGGGUCGUACAGCUGAAUCAAGCCGAGCUAUGUAGAAAUGAUGCAUUGAUAUUUCACAAUUUGAACUUGACUAACACGGUGGCGGCGCUGCAGACGCCAGCUUCAAAAACAUCGCGUGGGUACAGUAUAUGGAAUCACGACGUUCAGUGCGCCGAGAUGAAUUCUCCGGCUAGUAUGGCAUUUCGCAGAUUGCGAAAUUUUGAACGUAUUCAGACGAGACACUUUACAAGUAAAAAAGAAGCCAGAAAAACCUGUUUGUACGACUUGCACGUAGAAAAUAAUGGAAAAAUUGUGGAUUUUGCGGGAUGGCUUUUACCGUUACAGUACCGCGAUUCGAUUGCAGCCUCACACCAGCACACCCGAUCGCACGCGUCGAUUUUCGACGUUGGGCACAUGAUGCAAACCCACGUCUACGGCAAAGACAGCGGCGAGUUUCUGGAAUCUCUCACGACUAUCGACUUGAAAGCAUUACCCGAGGGUGGCGCUGGACUGACGGUAUUUACCAACGACAAAGGUGGCAUCAAAGACGAUUUAAUUAUCACCAAAGAUAAGGACGACCGAUAUUUCGUCGUAUCUAAUGCUGGUAGAAGAGACGAGGACACGGAAACACUCUUGACAAAACUGAAAAGUAUGACAGAAAAGGGCAAGGACGUAAAAGUUGACUUUUUAGAUCCCCUCGAACAAGGCUUGAUCGCUCUCCAAGGUCCGAGUGCGUCCGCAGCCCUUCAAGAUUUAGUCAAAAUCGAUCUAUCAAAACUUAUGUUCAUGAAUAGUGUGCAAGCUAAAAUCGAUGAAGUUGAUGUUCGAAUAUCGAGGUGUGGAUACACUGGCGAGGAUGGUUUUGAAAUAUCCAUACCUGGCAAAAGUGCUAAAAAAUUGACUGAAAUAAUAAUGGAAAAAAAGGACGUCAAACUCGCCGGGUUAGGCGCUAGAGAUAGUUUGAGAUUAGAAGCUGGACUUUGUUUGUACGGUCAUGAUAUUGACGAAGAUACGACACCCGUUGAAGCCACAUUACUUUGGCUAGUCGCCAAGCGUCGUCGUGCCGAAGCCAACUUUCCGGGUGCUCAACGAAUUCUUGAACAGAUAAAAAAUGGUGCUCCCAGAAAACGUAUCGGCUUGACUCUAGCUAAUGGCCCACCUGCUCGUGAAAAUGCUAUAAUUCGUACGGAAGGAGGCGAAGAAGUUGGCCGCGUAACUUCGGGUGGGCCUAGUCCCAGCUUAGGCAAACCCAUUGCAAUGGGAUAUGUGCCUACAAAUCUUGCCAAAGCCGGUACUAAUAUUCUGGUGGAGAUUAGAGGUAAAACUUACAAGGCUAGUGUGACAAAGAUGCCGUUCAUCAAAUCAAAUUAUUAUACUGGAAAAUAGAUGAAAUUGAGGUGUCAAGUUAUGUGACUAUUUUUUACUUAUGAUGUACGAUUUAUAAGUUGUUAUAAAUAAAUAUUUUUUCUUACAA
Molecule: messenger RNA, 1453 nt
Organism: Trichogramma pretiosum
Lineage: Eukaryota; Metazoa; Arthropoda; Insecta; Hymenoptera; Trichogrammatidae
Product: aminomethyltransferase, mitochondrial
Exons: 5
Coding region: 157-1365 (402 amino acids)
Biological process (GO): glycine catabolic process
Cellular component (GO): mitochondrion
Molecular function (GO): aminomethyltransferase activity; protein binding
Source: RefSeq, a predicted model, not a curated record